Notolabrus celidotus (New Zealand spotty) is the source of this 614-nucleotide messenger RNA. Its product is annotated as interleukin-12 subunit alpha-like. Gene Ontology annotation, molecular function: interleukin-12 receptor binding; growth factor activity. Gene Ontology annotation, cellular component: extracellular region. Bases 1 to 588 code for a protein of 195 amino acids. The record is from RefSeq and is a predicted model, not a curated record. Gene Ontology annotation, biological process: immune response. The transcript has 7 exons. NCBI's taxonomy places the organism in Eukaryota, Metazoa, Chordata, Actinopteri, Labriformes, Labridae.
AUGGCCAUCAUCAAGCUUCACUUUUCUGCUGCAUUGCUGGUCCUGUUGCUCAGCUGUCCUCUGUGGCAGGUCAGCCAGUCUGUUCCAGUGAUGAGUAAAGCACUCAUGACAGACUCCUGUGUCUUAAACGCACAUAAACUUCUACAGGACAUCACUACAACUCUCACACAGUUGGACCUGUUCGAAGGAAUCAUCUGCUCAGAGCAGAGAGUGGAGAUGAACACAAAGACAAACACUGCAUCUGUCUGCGCACCUGCGGAAUCAACAUGCUCAGGAAUAGUUGAGUCAGAAUUUGAUGAGGGAUUGUGCCUGACAAACAUCACAGAGGAUCUGCAUCAUUACUACAACUUACUCUCUACUGAGCCAGAUCCCAGCGGUGCACUGAGCAAAACUGUUCUGUCCAGCCUCAGAGAGCUCAUGGAGAACUGCUUCAUGUCACCACCAGAAGAGGGCGCUUCAAACCGUGAGAGCACUGACCCUUUUAAAGAAAGGCUGAGUCUCUGCAAGGUGCUGAAGGGCUUCCAUGUCCGAGCCAUCACAAUCAACAGAGCGAUUUCAUACAUCAACUCUGGCGUACACACUAAAUGAAUCAUCGGGCUCCAACAGCGGUAGCC